Messenger RNA from Daucus carota subsp. sativus, 3849 nucleotides. Its product is annotated as MDIS1-interacting receptor like kinase 2-like. The coding region runs from base 84 to 3635 and encodes 1183 amino acids. Gene Ontology annotation, biological process: protein phosphorylation. The transcript is spliced from 2 exons. The record is from RefSeq and is a predicted model, not a curated record. Gene Ontology annotation, molecular function: ATP binding; protein binding; protein kinase activity. NCBI's taxonomy places the organism in Eukaryota, Viridiplantae, Streptophyta, Magnoliopsida, Apiales, Apiaceae.
AGAAUUGAUUAAACUAAAUAUAUUCCUUUACAUAUGAGUACUAGAUCACAAAGGAACAAGUGAGCAACCAAACAUAUAAAGAAAUGGCUGUAUUUCAGAAACCUCUUGUUCUUCUGCUAUUUCAUGGUCUUUUCAUAUCUGUACUCAUACAAAGUGUAACAUCAUCACCAAGAACUGAGGCAGAAGCUCUUGUUAAAUGGAAGAACACCUUAUUACCAUCGGCUUCUCUCGAUUCUUGGUCCUUAAGCAAUCUCAGGAAGCUUUGUAACUGGACUGGCAUUACCUGCAAUGCUGCAGGUACAGUUGCAGAGAUCAACAUUUCUGGUCUAGAACUGAAUGGUACUCUUGCACGCUUCAAUUUCUCGGCGUUUCCUAGCCUCACUUCCUUGGAUAUGAGCAGCAACCUCCUUUGGGAUGGUAUACCAGUAGAGAUUGGAAAUCUGACAGAGCUUGAGUACUUGAGUUUCGACGACAACUAUCUAACUGGUACUAUUCCUUACCAAAUUAGUCAUCUUCAGAAGUUGCAAUAUUUAGACUUGGGAUCAAAUUACUUGCUUAAUCCAAACUGGUCUUUGUUCCUGGACAUGCCACUUCUGACACAGCUCAAUUUAUACUACAAUAACAUUUCUUUAGAAUUUCCAUCUUUUAUAAUUGGCUCUAGGAACUUGAGUUUUCUUGAUCUGUCACAGAAUCAGUUGACAGGCUCCAUACCUGAAUCAGUGUUUACCCAUUUGACUAAUCUUGAAGUUCUUAAUCUUAAUGAUAAUUUGUUGGAAGGGCCAUUGCCAAGAAAUAUUUCCAAGCUUUCCCAGUUAACAGAACUUCACCUAGGAAAGAAUAUGUUCUCAGGAUCAAUUCCUGACAGUAUAGGUCUUUUACAUAAACUUCAAGUUCUUGAACUGUAUACCAAUGGAUUUGGGGGGAAGAUUCCUUCUUCUUUGGGUCAACUUAGGGAGCUUCAAAGACUUGAUCUCAAUCAAAACUCUUUGAACUCUAGUAUUCCUCCUGAGCUUGGAUUGUGUACCAAUCUUAGCUACUUGGCUUUCGCUGAGAAUUUGCUUACAGGCCCUUUGCCUUUGUCAUUCUCGAAUCUUACACGUAUAUCUGAACUAGGCAUAUCAGAUAAUCUGCUGUCUGGUGAGCUAUUACCUGAGUUCAUUAGCAACUGGACUGAAUUGACAUCACUGCAGAUGCAAAACAAUACCUUUGUUGGUAACAUUCCUCCUGAAAUUGGUAUGUUAACAAAUCUUACGUACCUCUAUCUGUAUGAUAAUAAUCUCACAGGGGCAAUUCCCAGAGAGAUUGGGAACUUGAGUCAGCUUUUUAAAUUAGACCUGUCAGGAAACCAUCUAUCAGAUUUUAUUCCAGGAACAAUUGGGAACCUCUCCAAUUUGGUACUCUUACAUUUGCAUUUCAAUAAUCUUAGUGGAACAAUUCCACCUGAGAUUGGAAAAUUAGCACUGCUGGAAGUUCUUGAUCUCAACACUAAUCAAUUGCAUGGACAGGUGCCUGAUUCUAUUGCUGAAUUAAGUAACUUGCAGACGCUUUCUGUUUUUACCAAUAAUUUGUCUGGCAGCAUUCCGAAGGACUUGGGAAAAAAGAGUAUCAAUUUGUCCUAUAUUGGAUUUUCCAACAACAGCUUCUCUGGAGCAUUGCCAGAAGGGUUGUGUAGCGGUUUUUCCCUAGAAAGGGUUUCGGUGAAUGGAAACAAUUUUUCAGGGCAUUUGCCAAUGUGCCUGAGAAAUUGCUCUAACUUGUCCAGAGUUCGUCUUGAUAACAACCAUUUCUCUGGAAAUGUUUCUGAAGCGUUUGGAUAUCAUCCUAAUCUUAGUUUCAUUACUCUCAAUGACAAUGAGUUUACAGGUGAACUCACAUCCCAGUGGGGAAAAUGUGAAAAUCUUACAAACAUUGAGAUGUCAAGAAACAAAAUUUCAGGUGUGGUCCCUAUCGAGCUUGGAAACUUAAAGAAUUUGCAAGCUUUGCAACUGGAUUCAAAUGAGUUGACAGGUGAGAUUCCAGCUGAAUUAGGAAAUUUGGUCCUGUUGUUGAAACUCAACUUGAGCAAUAAUCAUUUGACCGGAGAAAUUCCUCAGAAUGUAGGCAAACUAUCAAAGCUCAACCAACUUGAUUUGUCUACAAACAAAUUGAAAGGAAGCAUUCCAAAGGAGCUUGGGAAUUGUGAGAGCUUACUGAGCCUGAACUUAAGGCAGAACAAUUUUUCAGAAAAGAUACCUUCUGAACUCGGCAAUUUGGGUCAGUUGCAAAUAAACAUGGACCUGAGUAGCAAUUCACUUUCAGGCACCAUCCCUUCUACCUUUGGUAAACUGAAGUUUUUAGAGAAUUUAAAUCUUUCACACAAUCAUCUGUCAGGUAGAAUUUUUGGUUCAUUCUCUACUGAUCUGUCGAGUUUGCAAAUGAUUGAUUUGUCUUACAAUAACUUGUCCGGCCCUAUACCCUUGCUCCAACAACAAGUGAAGAAAUUUUUCAAUGAAAAUUCACUUUUGUGUGGAGAUGCAAACGGCUUGUCACCGUGUCCAUCUACCACUUCCAAGUCAUCCAAAAAAUCUGAUUCCAGUAAGAAAGUCAUCAUUGGUGUCGUUGUUGCAGUGGUCAGCCUCUUAGUUCUUGUUAUUAUCAUUGUUGGAUGUUUUCUGUGUCGUAAGAAGCCCAAUAAAACUGAUGUUGAGAGAACCAAUUCAGAGAAAUUUGAGUCAAUGAUUUGGGAAAGAAAAGGAAAGUUUACCUUUGGAGAUAUCGUAAAGGCUACUGAAGAUUUCAGUGAAAGGUACUGCAUUGGAAGAGGAGGAUUUGGAACUGUGUAUAAGGCCGAUUUGUUUAAUGGUGAGAUUGUAGCAGUUAAAAGGCUCAAUAUUACAGAUUCCAGUGAUGCUACAGCAAAUAAUCGGUGGAGCUUUGAGAAUGAGAUUCGGACCUUGACAGAAGUUAGGCACCGUAAUAUCAUCAAACUCCACGGAUUCUGCUCCAUGGACAAUUGCCUUUACCUGGCAUAUGAAUAUGUCGAGAGAGGCAGCUUGGGGAAGUUGUUAUAUAGUGAUGAGGGGGCUAAUUUAAGCUGGGCUUCAAGGGUAAAGAUUGUUAUAGGAUUGGCUCAUGCACUUUCUUACUUGCAUCAUGAUUGUUCUCCACCUAUUGUGCAUAGAGAUGUGUCAUUGAAUAAUAUCUUGCUCGAGUCAGACCUUGAGCCGCGGCUCUCAGAUUUUGGCACUGCAAGGUUGCUGAACACAGAUUCAUCAAACUGGACAAAUGUUGCAGGGUCUUAUGGUUACAUGGCUCCAGAACUUGCCUUGAGCAUGCUAGUGACAGCAAAAUCAGAUGUUUAUAGCUUUGGAAUCGUUGCGUUGGAGGUUAUGAUGGGAAGGCACCCCGGGGAGCUCCUUCCAACUCUGUCCAGUGACACAGACGUCGCUUCAAAUAAUUUACUUGACAAAAGGCUUCCACCUCCGACAGAGAAUAUAGCAGAUGAAGUGAAAUUUGUUGUCAGGGCAGCACUAGCAUGCACACGUACCACACCAGAGGCACGACCUACUAUGCGUUCUGUGGCAAAAGAGCUCACAGGAAGAACUCAGACAUACAUGACUGAACCAUACAGUCUUGAGUUGCAUGAAGCCAAGUAGAAUUCCAAGGUUUCAGAUGUAGAUGAUAUUGUGUUAAGUUAUCACCACAAUCUUGUAAUUGUGAAGUCUAAACAAGUGGCAACACUUGAGCCUUGAGAAUUAUUUAGCAAAGUUUAUAUGUUGCAUUCCAUUGAAUUUAUGCUAACUACCUUCAUUACAUGGUAUGUCUUGAGUGAUAAUUAUUGAUCAUAGUACAUAUGUUUCGAUUUCAUUA